This is a messenger RNA of Fundulus heteroclitus (mummichog), 1476 nucleotides long. Its product is annotated as keratin, type I cytoskeletal 13. The transcript has 8 exons. Lineage: Eukaryota; Metazoa; Chordata; Actinopteri; Cyprinodontiformes; Fundulidae. The coding region runs from base 61 to 1431 and encodes 456 amino acids. Gene Ontology annotation, molecular function: structural molecule activity. The record is from RefSeq and is a predicted model, not a curated record.
CCUGCUCCUCACUCUCCUCUCUGUGUCGCCUCCAGCCACAGCAGAAGUGCAGCAUCCAUCAUGACCUCCACCUUCAUCUCCCGCUCUACACGCUCCUCGGCUGGCGGCGGCUCCAUGAUCGGCUACGGAGGAGGUGCAGGGUUCUCGUCCAUGAGGGCUGGCAGCGUGUAUGGAGGGGCUGGAGGCUCAGGGGUCCGCAUCUCCUCUGCCGCUUCCCUGGGUGGAGGUUUCUCCUCCAUGGGUGGUGGUGGAGGUUUUGGUUUCUCCUCCAUGGGUGGUGGUGGAGGUUUCUCCUCCAUGGGUGGUGGUGGUGGAGGAGGAGGCUUCUCCUCCCAGAUGAGCUUCAGCUCCUCUGGAAUGGAGGACAGCUUGGUGGGGAAUGAGAAGUUCACCAUGCAGAACCUGAACGACCGCCUUGCCACCUACCUGGAGAAGGUGCGCAAGCUGGAGAAGGCCAAUGCUGAGCUGGAGCAGAAGAUCAAGGGGUUUGUGGAGAGCAAGGUGGGGCCCUCCACCCGGGACCACAGUGGCUCCUUCACCUCCAUCAGCGAGAUCACAGAGAAGAUCCAGGAGGCUCUCCGAGUGAACGGCGCUGUCCACCUGAGCAUUGACAACGCUCGCUUGGCUGCAGAAGACUUCAGGACCAAGUACGAGAACGAGCUGGCCAUGCGUCAGUCGGUGGAGGCUGACAUAGCCGGGUUAAGGAGGCUCCUGGACGAGCUGACACUGUCCAAGUCGGACCUGGAGAUGCAGAUUGAGGGUCUGAAAGAAGAGCUGAUCUACCUGAAGAAGAACCAUGAGGAGGAGCUAACUGCCACACGCACCCAGAUGAGCGGCCAGGUCCACGUGGAGGUGGACGCCGCCCCGGCUCAGGACCUCACUGUGGUCAUGGAGGAGAUCAGGGAGCACUACGAGGCCGUCGCCGCCAAGAGCAAAAAAGAGCUGGAGGCCUGGUUCCAGACCAAGAAGGAGACCCUGAACAAAGAGGUCGUCGCCCAGACGGUGACGCUGCAGGAGACCAAGAGCGAAGUGACGGAUGUGAAACGAACGCAGCAGUCUCUGGAGAUGGAGCUGCAGACCGCACUGGGCAUGAAAGCAUCUCUGGAGGCGACCCUUGCUGAUACUCAGAGCAGAUACGGCUUGCUGCUGUCUGGGUUCCAGAACCGGGUGUCGUCCAUGGAGGAGCAGCUGGUGAUGGUGAGGGCAGACACCGAGCGGCAGUCCCAGGAGUACCAGAUGCUGCUGGACCUGAAGACCCAGCUGGAGAUGGAGAUCGCUGAGUACAGACGGCUGCUGGAAGGAGAGGGAGGCGGCAGGUGCUCCUCCUCCUCCUCCUCCUCCACGACCCGGCGAGUGGUGACCGUGGUGGAGGAGACCAUCGAUGGGAAGGUGGUCUCCUCCUCGUCCACCUCCUCCUCUUUGACUAAGUGAUGCAGCCAAUCAGCGUCUGUUCGAAUAAAAUGAGAGUCCACCACA